This is a messenger RNA of Diatraea saccharalis (sugarcane borer), 2017 nucleotides long. Lineage: Eukaryota; Metazoa; Arthropoda; Insecta; Lepidoptera; Crambidae. The record is from the annotation of a GenBank genome assembly.
AUGUCUUCAUUAGAUGGCGAAAUCCUACGAAAUUUAUCAACAAAGAUUGGCGCGCCAUUAGUGCUUAGAGAUUUCAUUAGAAAAUGGCCUAUGUGUCAAUGGAGCGCUGAAAAGUGGUGUUCAAUAUUUGGUGAAAAAGAAAUGCCAUUUCGGUGUUCAAAAAGGAAUUUUGUUUCUGAUGAACCCUGCUGGGAACGUAAAUGUAAAGUAAAAUCGAUGACUUUCAAAAAUUUUGUUUCUAAUUUGGAUUCUAGUGACGAGUGGAUGUAUUUUGACUACAAAUAUCUUCAUCAAUGGUUUAGUUCGGAUUCCGAGCUAUUUAAGGAAGUAUCUUGGAAAGAUUUUGGAUAUUCUAACAAAGGAGCAAGUGAUACAACACUAUGGGUAGGCAACAAGGGUGCCCACACACCCGCUCACCAGGAUACCUAUGGAUUUAAUAUUGUAUCACAGGUUUAUGGAAAGAAGCUAUGGAUUUUAUUUCCACCAGAGGCAGGUGGAUUAAAGCCAACACGAGUACCUUAUGAAGAAUCUAGUAUAUACAGUGAACUUAACUUCUACUGUCCCAACAAUUUAGAUGUUUUUAAUGGCUUAUCUGGUGGUCGAAUGGUGGUGUUAUCAGCUGGUGAUGCACUUUUGGUACCUCGAGGAUGGUGGCAUUACGUCCAAAAUGUUGACCCUCUCAACAUAAGUCUGAAUAUGUGGCUACCUCAUGAAAAAGAUACAACAACACGUGUCUCGGAAGCACUGAUUAAAAUAUUUAUAGCGCAAAUAUGCAAAGAUUUGCCUCAAGAAACAGCAAAGUUGCUACUCAACCCCAAUGAAGAUGAUAUAUCUGAUACACCGUUGGCAGUUCUGUUUCUGCAAUUGGAAACAGUGGCGAACAUUUAUUUAGACAGUAGACGUAAAGCGCGUCGUGUGAAACGUCAAAAAACUUGUGAAGACGACAAGCUUGCUACGACGGCUGAUCCCGAAGAGUACGAUCUUAAAAUGCUACUAGAAGAUAAAGCGAAUAAAAUGGAAAUUGCUCCAAGUAUAACUGCUAGUGAUCUAAUCGACUUGUUAAAGAAGAAUCUUAAAGAGAAUGUGAGUACUGAUGCUGUGUUAGAGGACGACGAUGUGGAUGGAUCCACCAGUACUCUUUGUUUGACUAAAGCGGUCAUAGAUGCUUUCAGUCAAAAUAAUGUGAUAGAAUUAGUGAAACAAAAUUUGUUCACACGACUUAGUCAGUCUUAUUAAAUUUUAUUUAUUAUGUUAGGGUCUGAUAACUGAGGCUCCUGUCAGAGGAGCAAGUUUUGUGCGAAUCUUGCUGGAUUUUAUAUGCACAAUUUAUCUUAUCGCUUUUGAACUAAUCAUUCAAAGAACUAUGAGUUAAGUUUAAAAAUGGAAGUAGUUUUACAGUUUUGUGUAACCUGCUUAGCCAUUUAAUUGAUUCAGUUAAAAAUAUUAAUUUCAUUUCUGUUAAAGUUGGACUGUCAUUAUGAAAAAUAUGAAUGUUAUUUUUAGUGGGACUAUUAGUGUAAUAUUAUAAUGGAAUUCAUUGUCCCUAUAGAGGUCAUCUUCAUGUAAUUAAGAUGAAUUGUAAUGUUUUUGAUGUGAUUAUUUUAUUAUACUGAAAUUUUAUUGCAAUUUCUCCUUGGAACCAUAGUUUGAGUAAAUCACAGAUGUUGUUGUACAGAGUGGUAAAGUGUAAAUUUUAUGCUAACGCAUUCAGUAGUGAACGCAUUAAGAAUUUGUAUGGAGUAGUCACCGCUGUACCGGAUUCCAUACUAAAAUCUUAAUGCGCUCAUGAUCGACGGUGAACGUAAACGUCAAAAAUACUUAUAUUAAGUGCUCAGUAUCACUGUGAUUUAAGUUUUGUCUUGUGCAAUAAAGUGCCUUAAACUUUUAUAGUUAAUAUUGGCAUUGUAAUAUUUAAGAAUGAAAAAAGAUACCUAGUGAUUUAAUUUUAGAGCACCAAUUUAUUGUAAAGCUGCUUAAAUUGUAGCAAUUAAUUUAUAAUAAAACACUUAGUAUUAUG